AACUGUCAAGUCGUUUCCGAUUUCGAGUUCCGACUGUUUUGUUUAUCUAGUAUUUUUCAAGUGAAAUUCUGUAUAAUUAAUUAAAUCUAUUAUUGUUUAUCAUACGUGUUAGCUGUUGUAUAUGCUAUAAACAUUUUGCCACGCUUGUACAUUUUGCAGAAUAUUGAUGUUUGAGAUAAGCUUAUCACAUAUCAACACUUCACUUCAAAUUGUUCACAAUUCACUUAAUCAGCAUAAAACAUUGCCGGCGCGGUAAGAACGGACGUGUUUUGAGUUAUAAAAUAAAUAAAAAAUAUUUAUAAUGUCCGGGGAGAGUUCAAGAAUGAAUGGAAACAGGAAAGUGGCGUUAAUUACUGGAAUAACUGGGCAGGAUGGAUCCUAUCUUGCGGAGUUCUUGAUUGAGAAAGGAUAUGAAGUUCACGGAAUACUCAGACGUUCAUCCUCUUUUAAUACAGGCCGAAUUCAGCAUUUAUAUGGUCAGCCAGCGUGCCACACUGGAGGACAGAUGCAUUUACACUAUGGAGACCUAACUGACACCACCUGCCUUAUUAGUAUUAUCACUAAGAUAAGACCCAAAGAGAUAUACAACUUAGGAGCGCAGUCUCACGUGAAAGUGUCGUUCGAACUGAGCGAGUACACCGCCCAGGUGGACGCCCUGGGCACGCUGCGGCUGCUGGAGGCGGUCAGGACUGCUGGCCUGGAGAAGGAGACCAGGAUAUACCAGGCCUCCACCUCCGAGCUGUACGGCAAAGUGGUGGAAGUUCCGCAGACUGAAAAAACACCGUUCUACCCCCGGUCGCCGUAUGCAUGCGCUAAACUAUACGGCUAUUGGAUAGUCAUCAACUACCGCGAAGCUUACGGCAUGUUUGCCUGCAACGGGCUACUCUUCAACCACGAGAGUCCGCGCCGGGGGGAAAACUUCGUCACCAGGAAGAUCACCCGGGGCGUGGCCAAGAUCCAGCUGGGGCUCAUGAAGACCUUGGAGCUGGGCAACCUGGACAGCAAGAGGGAUUGGGGACACGCCAAAGAUUACGUUGAGGCUAUGUGGCUUAUGCUACAACAAGAGGAGCCGGAAGACUUCGUAGUGGCGACAGGCGAGUCGCACAGCGUGCGCGAGUUCGUGGAGAAAGCGUUCGCAUACGUUGGGCGUGCACUAGAGUGGCGCGGCGCGGGGGUGCACGAGACCGGCCACGACGCGGCCUCCGGCGACCUGCUCGUCACCGUCAACCCUAAGUACUUCCGACCCACUGAAGUGGACUUGCUACUAGGCGAUCCAUCAAAGGCGAAGCAGAAGCUGGGCUGGACCCCGCGCGUGACCUUCGACCAGCUCGUCAAAGACAUGAUGGAGGCUGACCUGCAGCUCAUGAAGAAGAACCCACAAGCGUAAAUUGUACCACAAAUAUAGUGACAAUUAUAAGUUUAAAGACAUGCAACUAGAGUCCUUUUCAUGAAAGAAGUCCCUAAAACCUGAACUAAAAUUGACAGCGCCUUACACAAAUGACAAUAUACUCCUAACAAGUUAGCCCGCUUCUAUCAUAGAUUGCAUCGUCAAUUACCAUCAGGUGAGAUUGUAGUCAAGGGAUAACUUGUAGAGAAUAAAAAAAAGGCUACGAGAUUUCUUUUAUGAAAAUGACUUUACCUACAAAGUUAUUCUGUAAUAAAUAUCGCCAUUUAUAUUUUUGUAUUUAGCAAAGAAAGCCUCGUAUUGAUAAGUACUUUGUAUUUAGGCUCGAUUAGUCCGAUUAUUAUUUGAGCAAUUUAUGUUGUUGUUAUUAUCGCGUUUUUAGUCCAUAGUACAGAAUACAUAUGUUAUGUCCUUUUCAUGAAAGAAGUCCCCCAGACGUGGCGCUAAUGUCUUAAUGGCACUCAUUGUCAUUUAAUUUGUGUAAGGCGCUGUCACUUUUAUUUCAAGUUUUUGCCGCGGGACUUCUUUUUUGAAAAGGACUCUACAAGUAUCCAUCGUUCUGUUUGGUCCUAUUCGCUUAUUGUAUGAAUCAAUGCAACAAUUUUUGUUUUUUUUUUUUUUCGUAUCUAAUUUAAAAAUGACAGACUUUGGUGACUUGGUGGCAGAAAUUCUAACAUUACUUAGCUGUGAUAUGAAAAACCAAAUAAAAUUAUGAAUUAAAACUUGUAGCAAAAGUGUUGCAUAAUUUUUACUUUAUUUUAUCUUGAACCAUUCGCGAAUUGGACCAUUUUAAACAAAUUGGAAAGGUAUGAACCUAAUCUAGAUUUAUAGAAAAUAAUCAAAGUACAAUUAACACUCAUAUUUUUUUAUUUUUUCGCCAUAAUCUAAUACUGGCACAUUUUCAACAUAUGAAAAUGUGUUGUGUGCUUGUCAAUAUAUGGCUUUUACUUAUUUUAAUACAUUCCGAAGUUUAUGAAUAUUUAUGAAAAGCGCACAGUACUAAAUAUUAUAAUAGCAGGAUAAUUCACUGGAUAAAGUUGUCUAAAGUCGUAACUUCGACAAUAUUACUUAAUUAUAUAUUCGACGGCCGCGUGGCGCAGUGGGUAGUGACCCUGCUUUCUGCAUCCACGGCCGUGGGUUCGAUUCCCACAACUGGAAAACAUUUGUGUGAUGAGCAUGGGUGUUUUCCAGUGUGUGUGUGUAUUUAUACAUUACAUAAGUAUUUAUAUGUAGUAUAUAAUUGUAUAUGAAUAUUAUAAUAUCAACUAUCUUAGCACCCAUAACACAAGCUACUCUGUAUGCUUACUUUGCGGCUAGAUAGUGAUGUGUAUUGUUUAAGUAUAUUUAUUUAUUUAUUUAUUUAUUACAGUAUUACUUGGUUAGGCCACCAUUUCAGCAGUGUGGUGGGUCGAAGCUCCAUAUACCAAGGCCUGGCUCUGUAAUAGGCUGAUAAUGAAAUGGUGAUAUUUCCCUUAGGGGGUACGACUUUAGGCAAGUUUUAAGCAAAAUACGAUUUUUUUUCUUUCUUUUAUAUUGGAAUGUUUUGUUGUAAGUUGUAUUAUAUAAUAUGUCUUUGACUUUAAGUUAAAAUAGUUGACUUUAAAAUUUUAAAUCGAUUAGUUAUUAUAUUUUAAUAUAAACCUAUUAAGUUAGUAAUUAAUUAAAUAUGUGUGUCAUUUAAACAAUAUUUUAAUUUAUAAACUGAUAGAUUAUAUUUAUUUAGUUUUUGUACCUUAUUAAUGCUAAAAUCUACAAAUAUUAUGAGACGUGCAAUUUCCGAGUAAACUUUCUUUAGGUAACAAAUAAUACUUUAUUAUUAAUUGAAUGAAUACUUUAUUAUUAAUUGUUAAUUAUAUUAUUUGCACUAUUUGUAAUUAUGUACUCGUGUAAUCUAAUUUCAACAAGUUGUUGGUUAGUUGCUUAGCGACAUUUUAUUUUUGUCUAUUAGGUAAAAAAUCAUUAUGUGCAUAUAUUAGGUAAAAAAUCAUUGACCUCUUAUAAUAAAAGGACGCACAAUCAUGUAGAAAAUUUCACUUGAAACUGGCCAAUUUUGCUUUGACAGCUUUAAAAUUAUUGGUAAAGGAAAUUAUACCUUUAGAUAUUCAAUAAAAUCCCAAAUUUAGAGAAAAAUCAACCUUAAGGAUUGAGUUUAAGGUAGAAAUUUGCAAAUGCGACUACUUGAAUUGAUUGCCAAGAAGUUGUAUUUGGCACUCAUUGAGUGGGGACGUUUUUUGAUCGCUGAUUGUGCAUCCACUUUUUAAUAGGAGAUCGAUGUAAAAAAUAUUUAAAACUAUAAUAUAUCCACGUUGCUAAGCAACACAUCGUCAGAUUGAAGAUUCGUUUUUGAAAACUGUUAAGUAUAAUUUUAAACUAAUAAAUAUUUUAAUUUAAUUCACGAAAACGAAUUGACUGCACAAUCAGGAGCGUAUGUAGUGAUUUUAUCUACACUGUAAAUAUACUUGUUGGUAUAUUAAAGUACAUACUGCAGUCUAAAUUGAACUGCAAGUAUUUGUAAAAUAGUACUGUAUUAAAAUGGUUUUUCUAUAACACGAGUCUGAAAUUACCUAACAAAGCAGUGAUAAAUAUUAAAAAAUUGAUGUUUACGUAAAA
Molecule: messenger RNA, 4015 nt
Organism: Bicyclus anynana (squinting bush brown)
Lineage: Eukaryota; Metazoa; Arthropoda; Insecta; Lepidoptera; Nymphalidae
Gene: Gmd
Product: GDP-mannose 4,6 dehydratase
Exons: 7
Coding region: 302-1387 (361 amino acids)
Biological process (GO): GDP-mannose metabolic process
Molecular function (GO): GDP-mannose 4,6-dehydratase activity
Source: RefSeq, a predicted model, not a curated record